GUUUCAACUCGGAGUGCAUUCAAGCGUGUCAUAGAAACAAGAUCUGCAAAUAUGAACGGUCUGAUUAAUGGUUGCCAAUGUUAAUAAAAUGCUAAUUUAGCUAUUGAAACAUUAAGUCUAACUUCUGACUCACGAUGCCUGGAUAUUUCACUUGGCUGUGUUUCUUUGCUGUGUUUGUGAGAGAAACUGAAGUCAAAGAAGUGCAGACGGGUUUAUACAGUCGUGUUGAGCUGACUGGAGAGGAACUUGAUCAACAUACUGUUGAUUCUCUGCGCUCGGUGGAAUGGACAAAACUAAUUGGAUCAGUAACAUGUCUAUGUUUUAGGAAAAACACCACAUUCAGUGCUGAAUACAGUCAAUGCUGUGGCACAGCUCAUUUCUAUUUCAACAAUAACAGCCUCAUUCUGGAGAACGUGACAGCAAAGGAUGAAGGAAAUUACACUGAAACAAUAGUUAGAGGAAACGGCACUAAAAUAUCUCAAAACUUCACAUUAAUAAUUCAGUACCCUCUAAGUGCAACAGAAAUUGUGGUCUCUUGGACCUCCAACACAUCUGUGACUCUCAAAUGUGAAGUGAGUGGCGUCUUUCUGCAUCUGAUGUGGAAGAGAGAAGGAUUGCCUGUUCUAGAGAAACACAGACACUCAUUCAGUGAGAGAAACCAGACUCUACACAUCAGCAACAUAACCAGCUCUGAUUAUGGGACGUACAGCUGUAUUGCUUCAAAUGCAUAUGGAGAAUCAGAACAACACACAUAUAUUACCGGUGAGAACUCAACUGUUAACCGAGGAAAUGGCGCUGGUGGUAAAACUCAGUCUGAUCAGAUUGUGCUUUCAAGUGGACUCACACUCACAGGAGUUUUGGGACUGUGCAUCGUGUUCUUCUGCCUUUACAAAAACCAUCAGUGUAAGAUUUGCUUCCAAAUACAUGUUCAUAAAUGUUGCUUUAGUAAACCAAUUGUUUAUGAAACCCACAUCCUUCAUGAUUUAGAUUUAUUAUGUGACUCAGAUCAAGAAACUCAACACAACGAAGUACCCGCCACUGAAGAGGUGACUCGCUUACCGUACGUCUACACAGACUUCAUUAAGCCGAAAGAGAGCGGUCAGGCCUCAGCAGCAGCGCAACACUUUGAGGACUUUGGUUACUCUGAGGUCGGACCCACAUGCAGGGAAGAAACAGUCUUUCUAUAUGAACGUGUCUCUAGUGAACAGUCCACAGUGUGUCCUGAUGCUGAAGAGGAAUAA
Carassius carassius (crucian carp) is the source of this 1241-nucleotide messenger RNA. Its product is annotated as fibroblast growth factor receptor 1-like. The coding region runs from base 135 to 1241 and encodes 368 amino acids. The transcript has 5 exons. The record is from RefSeq and is a predicted model, not a curated record. Lineage: Eukaryota; Metazoa; Chordata; Actinopteri; Cypriniformes; Cyprinidae.